AUGGUACAUUUCGCUGCUCUGGCUUUGGUGCUUGCGCUUCGGGCGGAAGCAGCUCUCACAGCUCUAACGACCAACGGACACAUCACUGGGCAUCCUGCACCUGGACUUGAGGCCGUGACCGAGUAUUUAGGCAUUCCGUACGCCAAACCGCCUACUGGUAACCUUCGAUUCGCGCCUCCACAGCCGUUCGUCGGCACAAAGCCUUACGUGGCUGCCAACUAUGGUUACGGUUGUCCCGAUACGCCUAAUCCAGCUGUUGGGUUUCCAGACUUCACGCCCCAGGCACAACAGGUGAUCAACUACUUCUCUGCCAACAGUGGAGCUUCUCAAAGCGAGGAUUGCUUGACGAUGAACAUAUGGACUGCGGAUAACAGCACCGGAGUGGACUGCGCGAACCUACCUGUUAUGGUCUUUCUCUAUGGAGGUCGCUUCACUUACGGGGCCUCCAACUCGACCUUCUUCAAUGGAGCUCGAUUAGCCAACGCAGAGAACGUCGUCGUUGUGACUGUGAAUUAUCGACUGAACGUUUUCGGUUUCCCAAACGCCCCGAAUAUUACCCAGAACGCUGGUCUGCGAGACCAACGUUUGGCGGUCGAAUGGCUAGCAGUUAACGUGGCGGCUUUUGGAGGUGAUCGUCGACGUAUAACGCUCUUCGGUCAAUCGGCUGGCGGUGUCUCCAUCGACUAUUGGGCCUACGCCUACCGCAAGCUUCCCCUUGUGGCCGGGUUGAUCUCUGAGAGUGGCAACGCAUUAAGCUUUCCUCUUAACACCGCAAAUCAAUCGCUCAGCAACUGGUACAACGUAACGAAGACUCUAGGCUGUGGAGCAGAUGCCUCCACUUUCGCUUGUAUGCUUACGAAGAACUGGACCGACAUCAAAGCCGCGGCAGCGAAAGCACCAUCUGCAUCGUCUGGAAACCCGCUGAGGAGCAUUCCUGCUUUUUACCCUUCAGCUGACAACGAUACGGUAUUUCCGAACUACACGGCUCUGUCUGAGGCUGGUGCAUUUGCUAAGCUAUUACGCAUGAUUGGUUCUCUGACAUACGCAGGAUAUUAUGCGCUCCCAAGCUUUAAAAAGAACGUCACAGUCACCAUCGCACAAGGCGAUUCCUUUCUUCUGAACUCCUUCACCUGUCCGAACGAGUUCCAAGCUGCGAACCGCGCCGCGCAUGGUGUCUCAGUCUGGCUAUACCGCUACUUCGGCGACUGGCCGAAUAUCAAUCUCUACCCUGCCAAUAACGACUACCCGGGUCAAGUCGUCUCCCAAGGUAGUGGAGCAUACCACGGUACUGAACUGGAGAUGGUAUUUGGGAACCCAGAUCUCGUAUCUAAUCUACCGAACACUUCGAAUGAGAGCAAGAUGAUCAAGCUUAUGCAAGGAGCAUGGGCGGCUUUUGCUAGGAACCCUGCAAGUGGGUUAGCAACUUAUGGAUGGCCGCAGUAUAAGCCUGGGACGAAUUCGCUUAUCCUGUUAGCCAAGAACAACACUCCUACUGCCGAAGCAGUUGAUCCCAGCUUGUACUUUGCGGAUUGUGCUGGCUAUGUGCCUUCUUCGUAG
Molecule: messenger RNA, 1557 nt
Organism: Recurvomyces mirabilis
Lineage: Eukaryota; Fungi; Ascomycota; Dothideomycetes; Mycosphaerellales; Teratosphaeriaceae
Exons: 2
Coding region: 1-1557 (518 amino acids)
Molecular function (GO): cholinesterase activity
Source: RefSeq, a predicted model, not a curated record